CUAACAUAAUGGUGAACAAAACAAAAACCUUAUCGCUCUCAUUGUAAGUUAUCACAAUGGCCCACCUGUUCUACGCUCAAUCGAACCUAACUCCUGGACUAUGGAGUACGUUAUACUAGCCUUAUUCCUAACGCACAUUCACGCCAGAAUGUUCUGUGAGAAAACCAAGCUGCCUCUAGAAGUGGGCGUGUGGCGGCACGACCUUCAGCAUAUGGACUCCGCUGUGGUCGAGAACAAGCCUGUGUCCAUCACCGAAGGCCAAGUGUACGUGUACGACAACUACUUCCCAGGAUACACGAUCAAGUACAUCCACGUUGACAACGUGGCGAUCAAGUCUUGCGGCGCCAGCGCUACCAUCAAGAUGGGAGGCAUCGGCACAUCAACCGUCCUAAUAGUCCUUCACGCGGACACAAACCAGGAAAUCCGCUCGGUGAUCGACGUGUGGGGAACUAAAGACGAAGCCCCGGUCCCGAAGAAAAAGGCGCUGCCUUUCUCAAAGGACAUAAAAAACUUGAAAUCAUUAUACCUAUUCGGAAAAUUAAGAGCCGUACACCACAAUAGGGGGUACUGA
Molecule: messenger RNA, 571 nt
Organism: Ostrinia furnacalis (Asian corn borer)
Lineage: Eukaryota; Metazoa; Arthropoda; Insecta; Lepidoptera; Crambidae
Exons: 1
Coding region: 101-571 (156 amino acids)
Source: RefSeq, a predicted model, not a curated record